GAUUCUCCACACGUGAAUUUGAAAUUUGAAAACAAUUUAGAGAACUUUAUUGAAAAUAAUAAAUAUCUAUAAGUAAAUUUUAAUUUAUAAUUAUGGGAAGAAAAGUGAAUUUUGCAGAAAAGCCGAAGAAAGGUCCUGGAAAAAAGACCAAGAAGCAACCAGCUCCAAAAUUUUCAGCGAAACUUCUCGAAAAAGAUGAAAGUGUACAGAAUACAAAGAAAUUGUCACAUCGUCAGAAACAACGAGCCGUCAAGCGAGUAGAGCGCAAGAUUAAAUUACAAAACAAAAAUCGAAACGAUGCAGCGAAGAAAAAGAAAAAAGUUGUCGCGACUUACAACAGUGACGAUGAAGCUGAAAACGAAAGUGUUAGUUCAGUAGAUUCAACAGACCAUGAAGAAGAUGUGGUUAAAACUGUUCAACAAUCAAUUAAAAAAGGAUUUGCUGUUGAUAAAAAAGCAAAAGUUAAAACUCCUGUCGACGAUUCUGAUGAGAGCGAAUCAGAGCAAGAAUCAAACAGCGAUGAUGAUUUUAUCAAAGAUGACUUUGAGGGUGAUUCUGAGGAGGAAGAGGAAGUUCCACAAAAAAAGAAAGUCGAUCUACUUGGUUCAUCAGAUGAUGAAGAAUCUGAUAAGGAAGAUGAAGAAAACGAAACUGAUGACGAAGAUGCAAGCGACAGCGAUGAAGAACUGCCAAUCGAAAAGGCGAACAAGAAAUUAAAAGCACGUCAAGAUGAAGACACCAAACUUGCUGCAGACGAACUUCAACUUAACAUCGCUGACAAAGAAAAAUUGGAUUUGGACGACGCUACAGAUAUCGAUAAAGUGAUCAGUCUCCAAGAUAUCCAGCAACGCAUUAAAGAUAUUGCUGCAGUUUUAAUGGAUUUCUCAGCUAACCGUGAUCCAUCACGUUCAAGAAGCGAAUAUUUGGAUGUUCUUAAAAAAGAUUUGUGCACUUAUUACAGCUACAAUGAAUUUUUGAUGGAAAUUUUUAUGAACAUUUUUCCGGUGAAUGAACUUCUCGAAUUCCUUGAAUCAUCAGAAGUUCAACGACCACUCACAAUACGCACAAACAGUUUAAAGACCAGACGACGUGAUCUUGCACAAGCGCUUAUCAAUCGUGGAGUUAACUUGGAUCCAGUUGGUAAAUGGACAAAGGUUGGAUUAGUUGUGUACAGUUCUCAAGUUCCACUUGGUGCAACGCCAGAAUAUCUUGCUGGUCACUACAUGAUUCAAGGUGCUUCAAGUAUGCUACCAGUGAUGUCAUUGGCACCACAAGAAAAUGAAAGGAUUCUCGAUAUGUGUAGUGCACCAGGAGGCAAAAGUUCACACAUUUCUGCAAUUAUGAAGAAUACUGGAGUUCUUUUUGCAAACGAUCUCAAUCGAGAUCGAAUUCAUGCCGUAAUUGGAAACUUUCAUCGAUUGGGUGUUGUCAAUUCUGUUGUAAGUGGCAUGAAUGGAGUUGAUUAUAAAAAGUUCAUGUCUGGAUUUGAUCGAGUACUUCUGGAUGCACCAUGCACUGGUACAGGCGUCAUUUCGAAAGAUCAAUCAGUGAAAACUUCAAAAUCCCAAGUAGACAUUCAACGCUGUUACAAUCUUCAAAGGAAACUCAUCUUAAGUGCUAUCGAUUGCAUAUCUGCAAAAUCAGCGACUGGAGGGUAUUUGGUUUAUUCAACUUGUUCAAUUCUUCCUGAAGAAAAUGAAUGGGUCAUUGAUUAUGCUUUGAAAAAACGAAAUGUUCGAUUAGUACCAACAGGUUUAGAUUUUGGUGUCGAAGGUUUCACAAAUUAUCGAGAGCAACGUUAUCAUCCGUCAAUGAAACUAACGCGACGUUAUUAUCCUCAUACCCAUAAUAUGGAUGGAUUCUUUGUUGCAAAGCUACAAAAGACUUCAGAUGAAAUUCCUAAAACUGCAGAUGAUGAAGAUGACCAACCAGAAGAAGAUUUGGAAGAAAAUGAAGAGCAGAAUGACAAAAAGAAGGCAAAGGUUGAUAAACGUGACUGGUUCCAUAAGGAUUUGAAGGAAAUCAAUAGAAAGAAAGAGUCUGAAAAGCAAGACAUUUAUGUGACGAAAGUUUUCGAGAAGACUGUCAAAAGAAAGUUCGACAAGUCUAAGAAACAAGUGAAAGAAACAUCUGAAACAUUAAAAGAAAAACGAUACUUUUGGGCUCGCAAUACGUUUUUUUCAUUGUUUCCUCUUCUAUUCAUCAUAAUUUACGCUUUUUCUGGAGCAUCAAAUGACGUGGGAAAUGACCAAAGCAAAUAUAACAAAACUGAGGCUCUUAUAAUCACCGAGGAGGAACUCUUUGACAAAAUUCCAAAUGCACUAAACAAUAAAUUCUACUUUGUUCCAAACAAUGAAUUCUAUUCAGACUUGAUGGAAAGAUUACGAAGAAAUGAAUAUAUGCCGAUUUUGGACGAAAGAAUUGUUGGAUUCAGAACAGAAACCGACAUAUGGAAUAACAUCGAGGAUCUUGAAUCGAGAUCAUUCAUCAUCGUGUUCAACGAGUCAACAUCACCUGAAAGUCAUCUUAGUUACACUAUAAGAUCUAAAAACAACCGCUUUCAAACAGAUCAACAUUAUUCGAAAGAUUUACCAACAGUUUCAAAGAAAGUCAUGAACGAAUACAUCAACGAUGGAUUUCUAGGCUUACAAUAUCUUCUGGACACAACAUUCUUUGAAAUAAUCAGCAAGAAAGACAUAAUCCCAUAUCGCAUUGAACUAGAGAAACUUCCGUCGUCAGCUCAUGAACCACAAGAGUCUAGAAUCAGCGAUCUCGGCCUUUACAUCAUAAUUUUCUCUGCUUUUAUUUCAAUCUCUUUGAUAUUCACAAGAAUCAUCGAAGAAAAAGCUUGUGGCUUUCGUGAACAAUUAAAGAAUGCUACAAGAUACAGUUUCUUGAACAAUGUCGCUUUAUUCACCUUAAAUCAUAUUCAGAUGCUUAUUUUAUUCUACAUUUGUCUCAUCAUUACAUACAUCAAAGGAUUCUGGUUCAGUGUAAACAUUUUCUAUCCAGCACUUCUCGUCAUGUUAUUUAUCACAUCAAUCAUAAGUUUCACAUUUCUUGUCAGCGCAUUCUUUGAAUCAAUUGCGUUUUCAACAGUUGGCGCAGUGUUUUGGUAUUUUGUUCCAUUUGUUUGCUAUCAACUGGCUACAGUUCAAUGGAAGAAGAUUUUGAUUUUCUUUCCUAUCAAUGCAUUCUAUCAAGGAAUACAAAUUUUUCAUGACUACACAAAUUCUGGUCAUUAUUAUUGCCAUCCAAACUUCUUUCAACGUUCACAUCCGAAUGACGACGUGUUUGCAAUGUUUGACGUCUUCUUCUGGUUGAUUGCAUCGUCUUUGAUUUGUGGAUUUUUAUAUUUCUACAUUUCAAAUGUUUGGCCAGGUCAAUACGGUAUACGACAAAGUCCUUUCUUCAUUUGUCAACGAUCUUAUUACAUCCCAAAUCGUGUUGACACUAAAAGCGGCAUUGAAGCAUUAAAUUUCACUUCGAAUGGAUUCGAAAACUUUCAGCAUUUCAAUCAAAAUGCAAUUGUAAGAAUAAGAAAUCUGACGAAAAAUUAUGGUCAACACACUGUGGUGAAGAAUCUUUCAAUGGACAUUUAUAAGAAUCAAAUAACUGUGUUGCUUGGUCACAAUGGCGCUGGUAAAACAUCGACAAUGUGCAUCAUUACUGGACUCAUUCCCAAGACAAGUGGACAUGUUUAUGUUGACAACAAUGAUAAUGUUCAAUUCUAUCGAUCAAAGAUUGGAUAUUGUCCCCAACAUAACAUUUCUCUUCCUUAUCUUACAUGCCAGGAACAUCUUGAAUUCUUCGGUCAACUUCGUGGACUUUCAAGAUUCAAUGCAAAAGUUGAAGCGAAAAAUAUUUUAACAAAAGUUAAUUUACAAUCAAAAGCUGGUGAAGUUGCAAAGCGAUUAUCAGGUGGAAUGUUGAGAAAAUUAUGUUUAGCAAAUGCAAUCAUUGGCGAUACCAAACUGUUGAUCCUUGAUGAACCGAGUAGUGGAUUGGAUCCUGAAAGUCGAAGAGAUAUUUGGAACAUUCUCUUGAAAUUGAAGAAAGAUCAUACAAUUCUAAUCACCAGUCACUUCAUGGAAGAAGCAGACGUGUUGGGAGAUAAAAUUGCGAUCAUGGAGAAUGGUGAGUUGAUUGCUUAUGGAACGAGUAUGUUCUUGAAACAUUAUUAUGGCAGUGGAUACACAGUGAAGAUGCUCAAAUCAUUGUCUGACACAAAUAAAUUCGACAGAACUUCUGUUCACAACACAAUCAAACGACAUAUCCCAUCAGCUGAACAAAAGUCAAGUGUCGAGCCACUUUAUUGCAUGACUUUACCAUUCAAAGAUAAAAACAAAUAUGGGGAAAUGUUAAAGGAACUUGAAUUAAACAAAACACUUUAUGGAAUUGAUUCAAUUUCCAUAACAAACACAACUUUGGAGGAAGUUUUUCUUAAUUCAGCAUCAUGUGGGAAAAUCGAUUUUAGUAGUGGACAAGAUGAGACUGACCAUCAAGAGUAUACAACAUUAGCAUUUGAUGAUCCGAAGAAUGUGAAUCGCCAAUUAAUUUUCUUUAGACAAUUUCAAGCGAUUUUCUACAAGAAAUUCAUUUAUUGGCUACGAAACUUACCUUUGUUUUGUGCGAUGGUGGCAAUUCCCAUCAUUAUGACCUGGUUGUGUUUCCUACUUAACAAUUAUCUUGCUGAUAAAACUCACAUGACGUUAAAUUUGAGAGUUGAUAAUAUUGAUGAACCUUUGAUUAUUGCAAACUUUAAAAAAUUCUCAAGUGCAAAGUUUGAAAAUGUUUUCACACAAUAUUGUCGUGAAGUGAAUGCAGAAGUGAAGAUUUUACGUGAUAAAGACAUCGAUUAUGAAUUGAUGGAAGAAAGUAACGAUUUGCUGAGAUAUUAUGACAAUCUCCUCGGUGCAAUUGACUUUGAAGAAAGUUCUGAUGGAUCAAAAGUUAAAGCAAAAAUCUUCUAUUCAGAGAAUUUAAUUCAUUCAGUUGCUGUCAUGGUUUCUUUAGUUGACAAUGUCAUUCUAAGCAGUUCCAUCAUGUUCUUGAAUUAUCUGCAAAUAUUUUCAUUAUUUGGUGUCAUCAUGAUGUCAAGCAGUAAGGAAUCAAUGUCAGAAUAUGAAUCAUGGAUAUCAAUGUUCCACAUCUUUCCCGAUUUUGCAUUGAAACAUUCAUUGAAAGUCAUUCACGAGUAUCACAAAUUCGAGAGAAAUCACAUGAAAGUUGGGAACACAAAGGAUAGCGAAGUGUACAUAAGAAGUCUUGCAGAUUAUCAACAUAUUUUCGGAUUGUCACAAUUCUUCGUUGCAAAUGCUUUCGUGUUCAUCGUCGCAUCUGUUUUUCUCUUCAUGUUUGUUGAAAAUCAACAACUUAUGGAACAAUUUGGAUAUUUCUGCUCCAAAGUGCAAAUGUGCUGGUGUUUUGGACGAAAUGAAGUGGAACAAGUUGUUGAGAAUAUUCCACUUGAUGAGUUGGAAGAUGAUCCCGAUGUUCGUCAUGAGAAGAUGAAUGUCGAUGGAAUAAUACGUGAAGAGAAACAAGAAUCUGAAGCGAUGGUUGUGUCAAAGUUGGAAAAGGUUUACGGUGGAAAUCUUAAAGCUGUUCAGGGAAUAAGUUUUACAGUCAAGAAAGGUGAAUGUUUCGGACUUCUUGGCAUGAAUGGUGCUGGAAAAACGUCAACAUUUGAAAUGAUGACAUUGAAUCGUCCAAAGACAAGUGGAAGAGUUUUCGUUAAUGGAAUUAAUGCUGACAAUGAUCGCUUCAUGUAUCGACAUAUGUUCGGUUAUUGUCCACAACAAGACGCUUUAUGUGAUUAUAUGACAGCACGAGAGCUUCUUAAAUACAUGCUGAUGAUCAAUGGUUGCAGUCGUUAUGAUCUUGAUGCACAAGUCGAAAAGUGGUUGAGAAAAGUUGACAUUGAAAAAUAUCGUGAUAGAAAAAUUUCAAGUUUUUCUGGCGGCACAAAACGAAAGUUAAACACAGCAAUGGCUAUGAUUGCAGAUCCCUAUAUAAUUUUCCUUGACGAACCAACAACUGGUGUCGAUCCAAAGUCAAGAAGAUUUGUUUGGUGUUGCAUCAAAUCGCUUCAACAGCAUCAGAAAACAAUCGUGUUGACAUCUCACAGCAUGGAUGAAUGUGAAAUGCUUUGUAAUCGAUUGGGAAUCAUGAAGAAUGGUGAAAUGAAGUGUAUUGGAUACAUUCAGAAGCUUAAAGAGAAAUAUGGAAAAGGUUUCUCAUUGAUGAUUAAAGUAAAACCAAAAGUCUUGGAACGAAGUGAUAGCAACAUGAAAACAUCAACAACUGAGACCGAUUCAAUUGAUUCUUCGCCACCACCUUUUGAAACUGUCACUGAUAUCAAACUUCAACUUCAAUCGUUAUUUUUAUGUGAACUGAAGGAUGAACAUGACGGAGUUCUACAAUAUUUCAUUCAUGCAAAAAGCAUAAGUUGGGCAAAAGUAUUCCAGGAUCUUCUAGAAUUUUCAAAUGAUCAUGAAAAUUCUAUCGAUAGUUUCUCGAUUCAAGAAACGACAUUAGAAGAUAUUUUCCAACAGUUUCGUAAUGAACAAAUGAGUCAGUGAUGAUUUUAGGAUGGUUUAAAUACCAUUUGAAAAAAUUGAUUGCUGUUGUUAACAUUGCACUGUGCACUGUGUGCGUGUUCCUAUUUAAUCUCAGUUAAGAAGCAAAACCCAUUUGAAAAUCAUUCCAUUGAUAGCCCCAUCAUCAGCUCUCUGUCAAACUUUCUGCCUAUUUAUCAUAAGUUAACCAACCAUUCGAAUACUUAAUGCCUUAAAUUCUAAACAUUUUUUGUACCAUGAGGAAGAAGUGAGAAUUCACUUUAAAGAAGUUCUAUGUGAAAGCAAAACGGAGGAAAAUAUUAAGUUUUUUAGAAACUUUUCCUGACUUAUAAAUAAUAUCAAAAACCACAAACCAAUCAUUGUAUGUGUAAAACUUAUGUGGUAACCAUUAACCUACAUGUUAAGUCAAAACUUUUCAAUCAUUAUAUAUUUAUAUUUGUAAGACAAAGUUCUUGGAAGUAAUUUAAUAAAGUUUAUCAAGAAAUUUAAA
Molecule: messenger RNA, 7071 nt
Organism: Clunio marinus
Lineage: Eukaryota; Metazoa; Arthropoda; Insecta; Diptera; Chironomidae
Source: the annotation of a GenBank genome assembly